Messenger RNA from Sorex fumeus (smoky shrew), 690 nucleotides. Its product is annotated as putative N-acetyltransferase 8B. The coding region runs from base 1 to 690 and encodes 229 amino acids. Gene Ontology annotation, molecular function: N-acetyltransferase activity. The record is from RefSeq and is a predicted model, not a curated record. NCBI's taxonomy places the organism in Eukaryota, Metazoa, Chordata, Mammalia, Eulipotyphla, Soricidae. The transcript has a single exon.
AUGGUGUCUUACUACAUCCGCCAAUACCAGGACCGGGACCACAAGCAGGUCAUGGACUUGUUCUCAGAUUCCAUGGCCGAACACGCCCUCACCAGCUCGCACCACCUGCUGAAGCUGCCCCGCACCCUGGCGCUCCUCCUUGGAGGGCCGCUGGCCAUCUUCCUCCUCACUGGCUCCUGGCCUCUGACCCUCCUGGCUGGCCUCUUGCUCUUCGCUGCCCUGAAGAACUUUGGCAAGGUUCCUUGGCUGCAGUUCAAAGUCAUGGCUUUGAGCAGUGACAUGUCUGACAUCAGCAAACACUAUCUGAGCGGGUGUGGCUCCUGCUUCUGGGUGGCUGAGUCCCAGGGCCGGGUGUUGGGCACGGUGGGGGCUCUGCCCGCGAAGGAACCCGCCUUGCACAGGGAGCACCUAGAGCUCUUCCACCUGUGCGUGCAUCCAGUGCACCGAGGUCAGGGCAUAGCCAAGGCCCUGGUGAGGACUGUACUCCAGUUCGGACAGGACCAGGGCUACAAGGCGGUUGUCCUCAUCACCACCACAGUACAGUAUGCGGCCUUGGGUCUCUAUGAGCGCCUGGGGUUCCGCAAGACCCACGAGUACUUCAUGUCUUUGGCCUGGAGACUAAACGCCAUCCCUUUUGUUAGACUUGUUUAUUAUUUCCCCUCUGCCCAGGUCUCCCAGAGGUCUAAGUAG